Molecule: messenger RNA, 3328 nt
Organism: Lolium perenne
Lineage: Eukaryota; Viridiplantae; Streptophyta; Magnoliopsida; Poales; Poaceae
Source: RefSeq, a predicted model, not a curated record
UGUGUUCAUUCAUCGCCUCUCACCGUGAGGAGAGGGGAGAACCGGAGAUGGGUCCGUGUCUAAGGUGGAGUUCGUGGUUACCUCAUGGCUCCGUGCUCUUCUUGGUGCUACUCCUGUCAGUUCUGUGUUCUUCUCGGACGGCGGCUGCUCAGGCUCAGAUGCAGCCACAGACCGACCCAACCGAAGCGGCGGCGGUGAACGCGAUACUGGCGAAGCUAGGGCUGAAGGCGCAGCCGUCCUGGAACGUGAGCGGCAACCUCUGCAGCGGCGCCGCCACGGACGACUCGAUGAUACUGGACGACAACCCAAACUUUAACCCGGCCAUCCAGUGCGACUGCACGGACCAGAACGGCACCAUCUGCCACGUCACCAAAUUCAAGAUAAAUGAUCUGGCCGCUGGCCCCAUCCCGGAAGAGCUGCGGAACCUCACACACCUCACCAAACUGGACCUCAAGAAAAACAGCUUUACCGGCCCAUUGCCAGCUUUCAUCGCUGAACUGACUACUCUGCAGUACUUAACCGUGGGCACCAAUGCAUUAUCUGGACCCGUGCCAAAGGAGUUGGGGAAUCUUACAGAUCUAUUAGUACUUGGAUUGGGAUCAAAUCAUUUUAAUGGCUCACUUCCAAAUGAGUUAGGAAAAUUGACAAAACUACAGCAGAUGUACAUUGAUAGUAAUGACUUCAGUGGUCCUCUACCAGCGACACUGUCCCAGCUUACAAACCUGUCAAUUUUGUGGGCAUCAGACAAUAAUUUCACCGGGCAGAUACCUGAUUAUCUUGGGAGCUUCACCAAUUUGAACCAACUGAGGAUCCAAGGGAACUCUUUUCAAGGACCGAUUCCCAUAAGUCUUUCAAAUCUCAUAAGUUUGACUAGCCUGAGAAUAGGAGACAUAGUAAAUGGAAGCUCUUCAAUGGAGUUUGUCGGAAACAUGACAUCUCUGAGUGAGCUAGUAUUGAGGAAUACCAAGAUAUAUGACACACUUGCGUCGGUAGAAUUCUCGAAAUUUGAAAAAUUAACUUUACUAAUUCUUGGGAAUAAUAGUCUUUCUGGAAGUCUACCACCUACAAAAAAUGAACAACUUACCAAUUUAGAUUUUUCAUACAACCAUUUCUCAGGAAGCUUUCCUGCUUGGGUUACCGAGAAAAACUUGCAAUUGAAUUUGGUGGCAAAUGACUUUGUGAUGGAUAGCUCCAAUGACAGUGUUUUGCCAUCGGGAUUGAGUUGUCUUCAGCGAAAUACCCCCUGUUUUCUUGGAUCUCCGCAGUCUUCCUCCUUAGCGGUUGACUGUGGAGGUAGUAGAACCAUAUCAGGCUCGGACAAUUUGAUGUAUCAGGCUGAUAAUUCAAAUCUUGGUGCCGCAUCUUAUUUUGUUGCGGGUGCACGCUCAUGGGGUAUUAGCUCCACUGGAAGAUUCAUGGACCCACCCAACGGAACUUUUAUAAUCUAUGAUUCACGCCAAUUUCUGAACACACUAGAUUCUGGGUUGUUCCAAACCGCAAGAAUGUCAGCAUCAUCUUUGAGAUACUAUGGCAUUGGACUCGAGAAUGGAAACUACACAGUGACACUUGAGUUUGCAGAAUUUGAAUCCCCUGAUCCAGUGGCUUGGAAAAAUAGAGGGAGGAGAGUCUUUGAUAUCUAUCUCCAGGGAGAGCGCAAGGAGCAGAACUUUGACAUAAAAAAGGCUGCAGGAGGGAAAUCCUACGUUGCCGUGAAGAAGCAAUAUUUUGUUCUUGUGGUAAAAAACUUCCUUGAGAUUCAUCUUUUCUGGGCUGGCAAGGGUACUUGUUGCAUUCCUACACAAGGCUACUAUGGGCCUGCAAUAUCGGCUUUCAGCGUAACCCCAAAUUUCAGCCCUACAGUGUAUAAUUUUGUUGCAAAGAAGAAACAUAGUAAAACAGGUGUGAUUGUGGGAGCUAUACUUGGUGGGGCAGUUUUAGGAUUGUUAGCAUUUGCCGGAAUCUUUGUUUGGAGGCAGAAAAGGAGAAAACAAUCACAGGAGCAAAAAGAGCUAUACAAUAUUGUGGGAAGACCUAAUGUCUUCAGUUAUGGGGAACUGAGGUUAGCUACUGAAAAUUUCAGUUCUAAUAACCUUCUUGGUCAAGGAGGUUAUGGGCAGGUCUAUAAGGGAAAGUUAACUGAUGGGAGGUUUGUGGCAGUGAAGCAAUUGUCUGAAACAUCUCAUCAGGGGAAAAAGGAAUUCGCAACAGAAAUAGAAACUAUAUCUAAGGUCCAGCACCGUAAUCUUGUGAAGUUGUAUGGUUGUUGCCUUGAGGGAAAUAAGCCGUUGCUGGUCUAUGAGUACCUGGAGAACGGAAGCCUGGACCAUGCUCUAUUCGGAAAAGGAAAUUCAAACCUUGAUUGGUCAACACGUUUUGAGAUAUGCUUAGGCAUUGCAAGAGGUCUGGCCUAUCUUCAUGAAGAAUCUAGCAUUCGUGUGGUGCACAGGGACAUAAAGGCCAGCAAUGUCUUACUUGAUGGCAAUCUCAAUCCGAAGAUCUCAGAUUUUGGGCUCGCCAAACUUUAUGAUGAACAGGAGACGCAUGUCAGCACGAAAGUUGCUGGUACAUUUGGUUAUCUUGCACCAGAAUACGCCAUGAGGGGCCAUGUGACAGAGAAGAUUGAUGUGUUUGCUUUUGGCAUUGUUGUACUAGAGACUUUAGCUGGAAGACCAAACUAUUACACUACUGAGGACCAAAAAAAGAUUUACAUUUUUGAAUGGGUCUGGGAAUUGUACGAGGACAACCACCCUCUGGACAUGCUGGACCCGAGGCUCAAAGAAUUUGACACGGAGGAGGUGCUCCGGGCUAUCAAGGUGGCACUUGUGUGCAUCCAGGGCUCGCCCCACCAGCGGCCGUCCAUGUCGAGAGUUGUGGCCAUUCUGACGGGCGAUGUUGAGGCGCCAAACAAUGUGGCCAAGCCCAGCUACAUCACAGAGUGGCAGGUCAAGGGCAACGGCGACACGAGCUUCAUGAGCUCCGAGCCCAACGAGCAGUCGAGCUUGGCUCCAAGUACCGGCUUAGUGCAGUUGCCAUUCGUAGGCUCAUUCAUCAACGAAGAAGGCCGUUGAUAUGUGAAGGAAAUAUGCCCUAGAGGCAAUAAUAAGUUGUAUAUUAUUCUAUAUUUCUUGAUUCAUAAUUAUGUUAUAAUUGUAUUAAUUCCAAAUAUUUGUGACAUCGGAGGAAAACCCUAUUACAUGUGUGGAAUUAUAAACACAAAAUAAGAUAUCCCUAGUCACACCUCUAUGGUUAGCACAAGUGAUAUUGAUAGUCUUGUUUUCCUGACUAUAGGGCAAUGAGUAAAGCUUGUUACGAGGUUGCCGGUAUCACA